Molecule: messenger RNA, 3789 nt
Organism: Phymastichus coffea
Lineage: Eukaryota; Metazoa; Arthropoda; Insecta; Hymenoptera; Eulophidae
Gene: Nost
Exons: 9
Coding region: 712-3783 (1023 amino acids)
Cellular component (GO): plasma membrane; cytoplasm
Molecular function (GO): protein binding
Source: RefSeq, a predicted model, not a curated record
GCAGGCAUUCCGCUCUCGGCGAGCGCGCCGCGUGCUGCUGCUGCUGCUGCUGCUGCUGCAGUCUGUCCGGUGCAGCGCCUCUCGUUUCCUUUUUCUUUUUUCAACUCUCGCUAGCUCCCGCUAGAUUUAACGGGUCGCCAUCCGCGGCCUAGGCGGCCUCUCUUUUUUUUCGGAGGCCUUCUCCUCCAAGUGCGACUGCUGCCUCGGAGUGUGCGUAUAUAGUGACACGCGCGUCGACAAUUAUUAAGCAAAAAGAAGCCACAGUCGACGGCCUUACGUCGUCGCCGAUAAGCUCACGGCUCGGCUCACGGCGACCGUCGCACACUUUCGUGUGCGCGCGAGUGAUUCACCUAUUCUCCUCUCGAUUGGCUCAAUUGAAGGUCCGAGGCGAACGCAGCUCGACGCGUGCGGAGUGCGACACGAUCUCUCUUACGUAAAAGUGACUCCCGAAGCGAAUCCCCAGCUGCACGUGUGCGAGAAUGGAUGCCCGCAGUCUCGAGCGAGGAAACUGAAAGACGCGCAGCGAGCGAGAACAGGUGCGUGAUCAAAAGCACGAAACAACUCUCGCAGCCAUCGACUUUCGAGCGUCUCUGUCGCAAUCGUUCACACUCUCCUUACGUGUAUGAGUAAGUUGCUGAAACUACACAGCUGAAUGGCGGAGGCUGAAAACGAAGAAGCAUCAUCGACGUAGCUGAAACAACAUCGUCAGCAAUGAACGACACUCGACGCAGUUCGAUCCUCGUCUCGGGCAACUCCACCUGGUACGACGUGCCAGCCCCGGUGAUCGUUCACAGUCGCUCGUUCAGCAUCGAGAAGUACGACGAGUACGGCGGCGGCGGCGGCGGCGGCGGCGACGUCGGCUGCGGCGGUGACGACGACGACGACGACGACGGCGGUGCCAACAACGAGAAUCCCAGCGACGAGGACAACGAGCGCGUCGAGGAGAUAAUCCUGAGCAAUCGGUCGAGCAGCAGCAAGUGCGUGAGCGAGGCAGUGGUGGAAGUGCUGUAUCAGAAUCAAGUGGAGGCGAAGCUGAACAGCCUGAACGCCCAGCAAUGCUCGUGCGGCCAGGAGGCAGCGGCGGCGCAGCCGCGGAAGAGGUACAGCACGAGCAUCGAGCUAACGGCCGCCACGACCCUGAGCAGCGACUCGGACGGCGUGCCCGUCAUCACCUUCAGCUUCGUGCGAGCUGAUCAGCAGCCAGUGGACCAGGUCGACGCGGCGCUGUACGACGUCCCGCGCGCGCCGCUGCCCGCGAUCGAGGCGAUCGAGCCGCCGACCGAGUCGCCGUCCGAGUCGCAUCAGCUGUACGAGGUGGUCGGCGCCAGCGAGGCCGGCUCGUCCUCCGCCUCCGAGAGGAGGCUCGGCGGCUUCAAGGCCCGGCGCAGCAGCUCGAGCAAGUCGCUCAAGUGGCGGCGCAGCCUCGGCAAGCUCGAGGACCUGGUGCGCCCGUCGCACGCGGGCUCGCACUCGGACUCGGAGGCCCCGGACGGCUCGGCCGCGCGCAGGCGCAAGCUCGGCAAGGCCUGGGGCAGGAUGCGCACCUGGCUGAGCGAGGAGCGCAGUAAGCUGAGCGGGGUGGUGGCCAGGCACGCCAGGCUGCAGGCCGUCGGCGCGCGACUGGACGACGUCGCCGAGGAGUCGGCCGCGCAGGCCUACAACGGGGGAGCGCAGUCGGGCUCGUACGACCUGACCAAGGCGCGGCUGGGCAGCGCGCGGCAGGCUUCCUGCUUGCCCAGAGUCGAGGAGUUCGGGCUGGAGCAGGUGGCCGGCGAGGAGGCUCGCGUUACCGCCAAACUUCACCUCAGCAUCAAGAAGACCGCCAGCUCGGAUGACAUUCUUGGCGAGAGGCGGCAGCCGCGCGCCCUCCUGCCUGCCGCCACUUCCUUUAGCCUCGAGAGGCUGUGCUCCGACGACGGGGCCGCUCUCGAGCUCAGUGGCGGUGACUCCGCCGCUGCCAAGAAGCUGCAGACGAGGAGAUAUGCCAAGGGUGGACUGAUCAAGAAGAGGAUGCUCGGCUCGAUUAGGGGGCUCAUUGCUAAUGCUCAUUUGCUUCACGACCAAGACGAUGAGAGUGGACCUGGAGGUUUCGAAGAGGUGCGGAAAUACGUGAAACAAGGUGGUGAUUUCUGCAAGGAGCUCGCGGCUAUUCUACACGAAAGGGCCGAACUGGAAGCAACUUAUGCCAAAGGACUUAGUAAAUUAAGCGCGAAAUUGACGAAAGCUUGCGCAAAAGACCAAGGUGGCAACGGCAGCGGCGGCGUGAGCGAGGCAUGGCGCUGCGUCGGCGAGGAGAUGGAGACUGCAGCGGAGGCGCAUCGCGCCUGGGGAGGCGCCCUCGGCGAGCAGCUCGCCAAGCCGCUCAGAGUGGGCGUAGCCGAGGUGCAGGGCCGCACUCGCAAGUCCAUCGAGAACUCGGUGGACAAGGCGUCCAAGUCGCUGCAGGAAUGGCGCACCGUGGCAGCGAAGACGAAGAAGCAGAGCUUCGCGUGCGCCCGCGAGAACGAGCGUCUGCAGGAUCUGGCGAGGCUGCAGUCGCUCAGCCAGUCGCACCAUCAGCAGCAGCACCAGCACCAGAACAACAAGCUGGCGAGCAACGGGCAUCACCACGUCAGCGAGAAGGAGGCGACGAAGCUCGAGUCUCGGCGCCGCAAGGCGGAGGAGGCAGCCAGGCGCGCCGACAAUGAGUUUUACACGGUGACCGUGAGGGCCGAGCGCGCGCGCCUCGAGUACGAGUGCACCGUGAGGAAGGCCGCCAAGCAGAUGGAAUUGCUCGAGGAAGAGAGGCUCAGCGCCUUGAAGGACUUCGCCAAUGUCUACCUGGCGCACCUACAGGCUCUCGCGCCGAAACUUCAACAGCAGAGCGUGGACAGGCUAUCGCAACCCAUCCGCAGCUGCAGCGUAUCGCAAGACGUGGAAAUCCUGAAGAAUCUGAUCCGACGAAUAGACAGUGGCGACACGUCGAGCACCGAGCAGCUGCUACCCGACUUCUACGCCGAGCACGUCACACUGGCAAUGAAUCGCGAGAGACGUAAGCAGGCACUCGUGCGCGUCUUGCACCUCAUCAGGCAGGAUCUCGAACGCGAGAGGCGAGGUCGCGAGGGAUUGGAGACUUUGCAUCGAGCUUUCAUCAAGACCCCAGCCUUCGCCGCCGACGAGAGCACGCAAAAUGUCACCGACAAGCUGCUUCACAUGCGUUCGAUGCUAACGUAUCUGGAAGCCGCGAGGUACAAAGUGAGCGGCGCACUCUCGGAGCUGGAAGGCGGUAAAAAGAGCAAACACCCUCUCGCCGAACACAUCCUGGUCUCGCGAGACAAGCAAGGACUGCAACAAAGUGUUCUCAAGGUCCCGUCGUGGGUAAAGAACGAGUCGUUCGAGUACCAGGACACGUCGGACGGCGAACUGGAAGUGCUUCACUUGUCCAAGUCCAACGAGGCUGAGCAUCAACGUGACUGGGCCGACCGGACAGCCGGCGACGGCAAUUCCGAGAAUCAGCCCGACGAGGAAGACUUCAGUGACUUUGACGAGUUCAGCAGCAACUCCGAAGACAAUAACAAUCAGGACUGCAUCGAUGCCACUGAAGUGAGCAGCGGCAAAACCGACGAUGGCUUGGAGAAGUGUCGGGCCAUUUAUCAGUAUUCGGCAAACCUCAACGAUGAGCUUAGCCUCAGUCCUGGCGAUCUUAUCACGGUGCACGAGAAGCAAGCCGAUGGAUGGUGGAUCGGCGAGUGUAGAGGUCGCACCGGCAUCUUUCCCGCUACUUACGUCCAAGUCAUUAAUUAGAUUAUC